AUGGUAUCUCGAAAUGAUCUUGAUCUUGAAACAAAAAUCAAUUUAAUUAAGGAUAAAGAACUUGGUUUAUCUCACCGUGAAUUAGGUAAUAGAUUUCGAGUUUCAAUAGGUGCGGUCACAAAUAUCCUCAAAAGAAAACAAGAAUAUAUUUCUGAUUAUGAAUCUAAUUUGAACAAAAAAGUAAAACGUAAGAUUCACAAUGAUCUUGGUCAAUCGAUUAAUGAUAGUGUAUACGAAUGGUUUGUCUCACAAAGAGCGAAGAAAAUUCCUGUUUCAGGUCCAAUUUCGCAAGCCUAUGCUAAAAAAGUUGCACAAGAAUUAAAUGAUUCAUCAGGUUUUAAAGCAAGCAACGGAUGGCUAGAACGUUUUAGAGUGCGUUAUAAUGUUAAUUUUCGUGUUAUUUCUGGCGAAGGAGCUGCUGUUGAUGUACAUACAAUUAAAGAUUGGAAAGUACGUUUACCCCAAAUUAUUGAGCAUUAUAGCCCUGUUGAUAUUUAUAAUUGUGAUGAAACCGGGCUUUUCUUUAAACUCAUGCCUGAUCGAUCUCUGGUGGUUAAUGCUGAUGAUUGUAGAGGUGAUAAUGCACCAGUACAUCCACCAGAUAUUAAGCUACACAACAUUAGCCUCAAAUUCUUUCCUGAUAACACUACCGCCAUUAUUCAACCAUUGGAUCAAGGGGUGAUUCGGACAUUUAAAGCGAAUUAUCGAAGACAACUUGUCCAGCAUAUAAUUGCAAAUGAUGGUGGUUCUCAUUCAGCUGAUGAUGUUGCAAUAACAGCAUUAGAUUCUAUCUGUUGGAUCGAUACUGCUUGGAAAUCGAUCACAGAAAUGACUUUACGCAAUACAUUUAAACAAGCAAGUUUUGAUUUACCUGUUGUUUCUCAAGAUUCAACAUUAGCACAAGCACAAUUUAAAAAUGAAGAUGUCGUUACAGAUAAAAUCAAAUAUCUAAAUGAACUUAAUAAAGUACUUAAACAUAUUACAAUUGAUGGUGAUAUUAUGCCUGCUGUCGAUUUUGUCGUGAGUCUUAAAUGA
Messenger RNA from Rotaria sp. Silwood2, 1035 nucleotides. The record is from the annotation of a GenBank genome assembly. Lineage: Eukaryota; Metazoa; Rotifera; Eurotatoria; Philodinida; Philodinidae.